Mesorhabditis spiculigera is the source of this 1398-nucleotide messenger RNA. NCBI's taxonomy places the organism in Eukaryota, Metazoa, Nematoda, Chromadorea, Rhabditida, Rhabditidae. The record is from the annotation of a GenBank genome assembly.
AUGAAGCCACUAAUGGAAAGGUUGCACGACGAUGGGCAUAACGUUACGCUACAUACAUUAACUGGGUAUAAAAUCGGCCCAAUCGGAAAUAAGAUCCAUUCGGUUGAAUCGCUUGUUCAGAAUGACGAUGCAACUGAAAUUUAUCUUGCGGUACAAAACGCAUUCUGGUACGAGGAAAUGGAGCCCGACGAAUUCAACUUUGCCUUCGAGUACUCACACUCCUAUAUGCGAGCAACAACAAGAGAUGAAAACCUACUCGGCAUCCUCGCAACAAAAUUCGACCUGGUGAUCAUUGACGAUAUGUUCCCACCUGCUCAAGCAACCAUUGCUGAAUAUCAAAAAAUGCAUUACGGCGCCAAAAUUGCUACGUUUCCGACCACCGAUAUUAUGCAAAUAACUGCCGACUAUCGUGGAUUUGGCAGAAAUCCAAUCACUGUCCCAAACUUUCAUGCGAAGGGAUUCAGAACCGAAUACGACGUAACGCUAUUCUGGGAUCGCCUAGCGAAUUUUAGGGAUGUUCUAGUUGAAAACUUCCACUUUCGCUAUGAAUGCGAAUCUUGGGUGCAAAAAUCGGCUGCUUUGCUGAGCGUCAAGACGAGUCAGCAGAAGAUGUAUCGCGAUUCUUACUAUCAUUUUGCGGAUUAUCCGGAGUUGUUGCUGAUGGCUACACCAAAAACCACGCAAGCCAUUUCGGUUGGGCAGAAUUGUAAAGGUUCCAAGCCACUUUCCGAUGAACUCGCCAAAUUUGUGGAUGAUCCAAAAUCCAAGGGCACAAUUUACAUAGCUUUUGGCUCAAUUGUCAAUUGGAAAUAUGGACCCGAACAUAUCCGCCAUACAUUCGUCAAAGUCUUUAAUGCCAUGAGCGAUUACCGUAUUAUUUGGUCGUAUCAGGAUGAGGAACUAACCGAGGCUUUGCCACACAUUAAAUUCCUUUCCUGGGCCCCUCAAAAUGAUAUUCUUGCCCAUAACAAAACGGUGCUCUUUUUUACACAUGGAGGCAUCAAAAGUUUCAAAGAAGGUCUCUGCGCCGGUGUCCCGAUGCUUUUCCUCCCAUUUUUCGCUGACCAGCCAAAAAACGCUCUUUUGGCGAAACAUUGGGGACUCGCUCAAUCGAUUUACAAAAAGAAUGUAACUGAAGUUGAGCUUUCCACGAAGGUUCAUCAAGUACUUGACAAUCCUGAAUACGGAAAUCGUGGCCGAAAGUUCCGUUCCCUAUACCUUGACCAUAUCAUGGAUCCACUGGACUACGGGGCAUUCCACGUGCGUAAAAUGCUGCACCACGACGAGGCGAUGAGGGACAAAUAUUUGAUCGUGAAAUCCAUAUUCUUGACGUAUUCCCAGUUUUUCUAUGCGGAAUUUUUGGCCGCCGUAUUCAUCAGCGGGUUAUUGUUAAGCAAA